AUGCUUACAAGUCUCUUUUUUAUUAACAGCAGGAGCAGAUAUAAACCAGGAAUUAUAAGCAAAGUCUAUGACAGUCAUAUUAUCAAUAUUUACGUCAGUGGCUCUUCAAAACAAAACAUAAAUGGAAGUUUGCAAUUAACUAAACCAGAAUACUCGAUUUAUCCAUGGGAUAAGAGAUAUGACUGGUGUUCUAAUUGUUAUCGCAGCUAUGAUGAGCAUCCUUAUAUUACUUAUAACCUACAGCACAAAAAAUUUAAAAUCAACGGAUAUUUCAUUCGUUGUGGGUGCUGUUACAAUGGUUGUUGCUGCGAAGGCGAAGAUUUUGGAUGCCCUGACUGUUGUCUGUUCUCUUGGUCCUUGCAGAUCUCCGAUGACAACAAAACUUGGACUGAUAUUCACAAAGUUGAAAGAGAUUACGACAUGAGAUAUUGCAACGAGAAAGAAUACAACUUGGAUAAGUACUACACAGGAAGAUAUCUCAGAAUAAUACAGAACGAGGCAUGCCCUGGAAAUCCUCCUUGUAUUGCACUCAAUAAAUUGGAAUUUUUCGGUGAAGUUUUGAAUGAUGAUUAUUCACAAGUCGAAGAAGAUUUUGUUUCCUACCAUGACGAUGACGACGAUGUUAGUAUCAUUGGUCACAUUUCAAAGAACAAUGCCGCUUAA
Messenger RNA from Trichomonas vaginalis G3, 663 nucleotides. RefSeq names its product galactose-binding domain-like family. The transcript has a single exon. Bases 1 to 663 code for a protein of 220 amino acids. NCBI's taxonomy places the organism in Eukaryota, Parabasalia, Trichomonadida, Trichomonadidae. The record is from RefSeq and is a predicted model, not a curated record.